Molecule: messenger RNA, 2764 nt
Organism: Anopheles stephensi (Asian malaria mosquito)
Lineage: Eukaryota; Metazoa; Arthropoda; Insecta; Diptera; Culicidae
Gene: Ssrp
Product: FACT complex subunit Ssrp1
Exons: 3
Coding region: 194-2368 (724 amino acids)
Cellular component (GO): nucleus; FACT complex
Molecular function (GO): nucleosome binding; DNA binding; histone binding
Source: RefSeq, a predicted model, not a curated record
GUCAACAGAGCACCUGUCAAACGGUCCGACCGCGCCAAACAUAACCAAUCCAAACAGAACUUGUCUGCGGUCUCAUUUUCUGGGGAUUUUGUUGUAAAACUAAGCAAAAAGUUAAAUUUCGCAAGUGCGUUCUCGCUGUAAAGUUUCACCAACUCUCCCGGGUGAGCGAAAUAGGCUCAAAACGGUCGAUAAAAUGGCUGAUUUUCUCGAGUAUUCAUCCAUCAGUUCGGAAAUCCGUGGCGCCAUGUGCCCUGGAAAGCUGAAAAUGACCGACACAGCGAUGGUAUUCAAAAGCGACAAAACUGGCAAGGUGGAGCAGAUCAACUCCGGCGACAUCGAGCUAUUGAACUAUCAGCGAUUCGUCGGUAGCUUUGGCCUGCGCGUAUUCCUGAAGAAUGGAUCGUUGCAUCGUUUUCUUGGGUUUACCGGUGACGAGGCGAAGAUAGCGGAGUUUGUGAAGAAAAACUACAAACUCGACAUGCUGGAAAAGGAACUGUCGAUGCGCGGCUGGAACUGGGGAUCGGUGCAGUUUAAGGGUGCCGUACUGAGCUUCGACGUGGAAAACAAGACCAGCUUUGAGAUUCCACUGAACCACGUUUCACAGUGUAACGUAGGCAAGAACGAGGUAACGGUCGAGUUCCAUCGGAACGAUGAUGCACCGGUCAGUUUGAUGGAGAUGCGGUUCCACAUUCCUACGUCCGAGUCGGCCGACACUGACCCCGUGGAGGCGUUCCAGGAGAGCGUCAUGAAGCAGGCCUCCGUCAUAUCGGUGUCUGGCGAUGCGAUUGCAAUCUUCCGCGAAAUCCAUUGUCUUACGCCGCGUGGUCGGUACGACAUCAAGGUAUUCCAGACAUUCUUUCAGCUGCACGGCAAAACGUACGAUUUUAAAAUCCCGACAUCGUCCGUACUGCGACUGUUUCUGCUGCCACACAAAGACAACAGGCAGAUGUUCUUCGUCAUAUCGCUCGAUCCACCAAUCAAGCAGGGCCAAACGCGGUACCACUUCCUGGUUACGCUUUUCCAGAUGGACGAGGAAACGAACAUAGAGCUUCCAUUCACGGAGGAAGAGCUGAAGGAGAAGUAUGAGGAUAAGCUGACGAAAGAACUGUCCGGACCGGUGUACGAGGUGUUGGGCAAAAUCAUGAAGGUGAUCAUAAAUCGUAAACUAACCGGCCCCGGCACGUUCAUCGGCCACUCGGGCACACCGGCCAUUGGCUGCUCGUUCAAAGCAGCCGCUGGUUAUCUGUACCCAUUGGAGCGUGGAUUUAUCUAUGUCCACAAACCACCGGUUCACAUACGGUUCGAGGAGAUUGCAACGGUCAAUUUUGCCCGUAGCGGUGGAUCUACGCGAAGUUUCGAUUUCGAGAUUGAGCUAAAAACCGGUACGGUCCACACGUUCAGCAGCAUCGAGAAGGAAGAGUACUCGAAACUUUUCGAUUUUAUCGUAUCGAAAAAGCUGAACGUGAAGAACACGGGCGGAAAGGCCAGCUACAAGGACGACUUUGCCGAUUCGGAUAACGAGGGCGAACCGGACGCGUAUCUGGCGCGCGUGAAGGCGGAAGCUAAGGAGCGCGACGAAGAUGACGAUGGCAGCGAUUCGGAGGAAUCGACCGAUGAGGACUUCAACCCGAACCAGCAGGAAUCUGACGUGGCCGAGGAGUUUGACAGUAAUGUGGAGUCUUCGUCGGAUGAUUCCGAUGACGAGGACGGUAGCGGCGGAGACAGCGAUGGCAGCGGAUCGGACGGUGGUCGUGAGAAAAAGCGCGACAAGAAGAAAGAGAAGAAGGAAAAGGUGAAGGAAAAGUCACCCAAAAAGAAAGAGAAGAAAGAAAAGAAGGAACCAACGGCCAAGAAAUCGAAAACUAAAGACUCGGGCGCACCGAAACGGCCGUCCACGGCCUUUAUGCUCUGGAUGAACGCAACCCGCGACCAGAUACGGAAGGACAACCCGGGCCUGUCGAUGGUCGAGAUCAGCAAGAAGGGUGGCGAGCUGUGGAAGGAUCUGAAAGAUAAGAAGGACUGGGAGGCAAAGGCAGCGAAGGCAAAGGAAGAUUACGCGGAAGCGAUGGCCGCAUACAAAGCGGCAGGCGGCGGAAGUGAAGGCGGGGAUGGGGAUAAGGGAGAAAAAAGGAAAAAGAAACCGGCUGCCAAGAAAUCGGACACAGCCAUGAAGGGUAGCGGAUUCAAGAGCAAGGAGUUCAUCGAUGGGGACGAUUCGUCCAGCGAUGAUGACAAGAAAAAAGACGCAAAGAAAGCUAAAGCAACGGAAUCGGCGGACAAGAAGAAAUCAAAAAAGUCUGACUCUGAAUCAGAAAUGUCCGAAUCGGAAGAAGACGAGGAUGAGGAUAUGAGCGAAGGCAGUGAUUGAACCAUCAUCGCGACGUAUCUCCGCAGCAGUGUUUUUUCCGUAUUUCCGUUGAAGUAUCAUCGUCUUAUCGUAUUAGUAUCAUUCUUUCCUCAUCUGUACGCAUAUAAACUCUCUCUCUCUCUCUACGGGCGGCUUGCUUUAGUUCAUCGAAAGCACUGUAAUGUUUAAUUAUGUUUUAUUUCCAAACCAAUUGCAGCACGAAACGUAGCUAAGCUCUUGAACAGAUUUGAGUAAAAUAUAAAUAAACUAUAUCCAUGUUGCAAGUCGCGUAACAAAUCUCUUUGCUUAUUACCGAUCAAAUAUAUACAAGUAAGACACUUCGCUUUGGAUGUUCGUAAAGUUCGUAAAAUAAAUUUCCAAUUGUGGCUCAACUGAGUGUGUGCCUGUAUGCAAGUA